GACAUCUGGUGGGACCAGGACCGGACAAGGGGAGCAGGUAGGGGGGGUGAGAUCCAAAAACGUUUGUGGUUACAUCGGGGCAUGCAAUGUAGGAUUUUCUUGCAUAUCCUCUCAGAGGAAUAGGUGCUGUCGUUGAACUGUUUGCCUUGAGAUUUGCAAAGGGUUACCGCCAUGCCUUGCUUUCUUGGGUGAUGGAGGUGGUCUGAUUCGCAGCAUUCGCUUCGCUUAAAAGAAAACGUUUUCCCAGUUGCGGAAUCCUGUAAACCACUUGGCAGUGGACGUGCCAACUCGCGUUCUUAUCCAUUAUGGCUAUGUCAAUCCUGCCUGGCGAACUUAUUCUUGACAUUUGUUCCAGGCCAGGUCUUUCCAUCGACGACCUGAAAUGCCUUCGACUAGUCAAUCGCGCCCUUUGCGCCAUCUCGACUCCGCUAACAUUUCGUCGUAUCUACAUUUCCAACUUGCAUAGGGACCUCGAAGCCUUCCAAAAGAUCACGUCUACCCCUCACAUAGCUUCUGUUGUUAGAGAAGUUGUCUUUCUUGAGGUUCCUGAUUUCAUCACAUACGAACAUGAGAUUCGAUACGACAGAACAAACCUAGUCCCAACAUUCUACCGAUUCGCUCUGUGCCAUAGGAUCGCCAACAAUUUCUGCCAGCCUAACGAGCCAUACUUCGCAUCGAUCCAUCCUGACCGACAAACUAGGGCCCUUGUAGAUGCAGUAACAGUCUACUGCCAUCAAUUAAGGUCGAUGCCAAAACUCGCCACGUUGGUCACAGAGCCAAUCAGCAUUACUCGAUUGCUAGCCUUCGGGGCCGAUAUAAAAAAUCCAUCUGAAGAGGAUCAACGUGACUGCGAAGUUCUCCUCGAGGAUGCGACAGUGGGAGAUUCCUCAUGGCCUGUUGUCGGAUUUCGGGACGUCUUCCCUUCCCUUCUUUCUGGACCAGAGCUGGAGGUUUCGAGCCUGGCCUGCAGAAAGAUGGGAAUGAACCUAUUCCAGGAAGGUGAGAGCGUCGAAGAUCUCGCGGCCAGCUUCGAUCCUAGACGCGAGAUGGGUGCGAACAACUUUGCGAGGCUCACAUCUAUCGACCUGGAGUUUUCCUGGAUUCUGCCUGUCGACCUUCUCCAAUGCCUUGCUGCCGCCACUGGGCUACGGAAAUUGCUUCUACGGGUGAAAAAGCUCGAAUAAACGAGGUGGAGUAGUCAUCAUCAAGAACAGUUGAAGAACUGAUGCAGCAUGAUAAGAUAGUAGUAGUGGGCGACUCAGACAUGGCUAUGACCAGUUCUCACUUGGAGCGGGACUGCUGAUUGGGAUUGAGGGGGUAACGAGAGUCAGCUGGACAUAUUGAAAUCGGCGCAGAGUCGCAUUUGUCAAGAAUGUCAAAGCACCGAGGAAUGCAUCCGAAGCCAUUCGUGGCGAGUAAUUGGGAAAUCGCGUAAUGAUUUUCUGGAAGCAGAGAACGAUUAAAGCGAGGAGAGGACACCUGUUCCUCAGUCCUAACGGUCUUUGGAAUCUCAGUCUUGUUUGUAAGAAAUUCGUUUUUCUCA
Molecule: messenger RNA, 1543 nt
Organism: Colletotrichum godetiae
Lineage: Eukaryota; Fungi; Ascomycota; Sordariomycetes; Glomerellales; Glomerellaceae
Exons: 1
Coding region: 306-1184 (292 amino acids)
Source: RefSeq, a predicted model, not a curated record